Messenger RNA from Xyrichtys novacula (pearly razorfish), 8454 nucleotides. Lineage: Eukaryota; Metazoa; Chordata; Actinopteri; Labriformes; Labridae. The record is from the annotation of a GenBank genome assembly.
UUUCUUUUGUUUUGCCAAAUACAGGAAGCAGUUAACAUGGCUGCACAGCCUUUUGAUUGCACUGUUCCAUUGAAAGUGUUUUCGUUCAGGGAUAACACUGAUUACGGGAGGAUUCCCAGGGUGAGUGAAGCUCCCUUUCAACGAAUGAGUCAUUUCCGCCGCCUGCUGUGUCUCAAUUAAACAACAACAUUAAACACAGUCAAUCAGUCAUGUGCACAAAGAACUCCAGGGUGGCUCCUCUUCUAACCUCUGACCUUCACUUUUUUAACAGUUGAACUUGUUUUAACUUCUGGUUGAUCAAACUUAUACGACUAUUGUAACAAUGUGAUUAAAAGAAAGUCUUUUUUAUAGACCUGUGACCGUUUCAAAAGGCUGAUUUCAAACAAUAGCCAACCAUCACAUUACAUCAGAUUAGGCAGGAAGUAAACGGUUUUGCUGGUACAGAGUUCAUGCUAUCACAGAGUCAACAACAUGUCUAUAGUUCUCUUAUUUUGGUAAAUGAGCCGGCAGGCUAGUGUCCAUUAAACAUGAAUGUACAGUAUGUUUAACCAUUGUCAUUCAUAUGUUUUAGCAUGAUGGGGGGACGGUGCAUGUAAUCCCUGCUAUUCUCUGCUACAGAUCAUCAUAUUUACUAAAGGAUAGAAAUGAAGGAGCACUAAAUAUUUAGCAUUAUUUUAUUACUAAUAUUAUUAUAAUCACUUUUUGCAUUCUGGUGACACUUGUGUUUCUAGCAGCCCUAAAACUCCAUGCUGCUUUCAACUCCAUUGAACUCUCCGUACCAAAUGGAAAAAAACAGGAAGCUGGACAUGAGUGACACCACCUCCCAAAAGGUUGACUACAAACUUAACUAUUUGCUUUCCAAAUUUGACCCUUUGAAAAAAUAAAGGCUGAGAACUUAUAGCAAUUAAAACCCACAGCAUAAGAUUGAGUCAUGAGGUUUGCAGCUUUCUUGGGUUUAGUGACUUUCAGGAGGGCACAAGUCACAGAUAAAGGUCUUACUGCCAAAUGACAACAAGCUACAGUUUCUGUUAUGCUAGAAGCUUUGUUACUCCUAUCAUACAAAACCAUCUGGACCCGACCUGUCUAUCUGGGAGGCCAUGAGCGGGGUGCCAUCAUGCAUGGGGAAAGGGUAGGAAGUGAACACUGUGUGCAGUACCCUCCAGGAAAGCCUCAUCUCUGCUCUGCAUGCCAGUUGCACAUCCUCUGGGCUGUCUCUGUCAACUCCACAGGAAAGGGGGGUGGGGGGUGGGGGGGCUUUGUCAUAUCAGAACUGACUUUCUCUGCUUGUUUCUUAAUUGUCAUAAAUUUGCUCCUGAGCUCUGCAGUGACAUUGUGUGGAUCAUGUUUCUUAAUUGUCAUAAAUUUGCUCCUAAGCUCUGCAGUGACAUUUGCGUGGAUCAAGUCAUGGGUUUUAAUAAAGCUCUCCAAACACUGCACAGUUACACCAGAGUUUAACAAAAAAAUACUUUUUUGCACACUUUAGACUAUCUAAACCUGCUUGACUUUAUUUAAAAUUCUUGAUAUUUCUGAUGAGAUGCCAAGAAUUUCAUACAACAAAUAUGACAAGCUAUUAUCAAAGGAAACUUUAGCAAGAGAGCAUGUAUUUAGUAAUGCAAGCUAUUAAAAAUUUCACCUGGCAUAAAAUUUGUUGUGUAAGAUGAACACUCAUAAAACACUGUAUGAUAUUAUAAAUAUGUUGAAUAUACUCAGACUGAGAGUUCUUAUUUACCUUGAAAACAAUAACAAAGUCCAAAACAAAAGUUUCUAAGUUUCUUCCUCAGCAGUUGAAUGAUUUUUUGUAAUAUAAAAAUCGUGUUUCCCAUAUUUCUGAGAACUGCUGGUUUGUUUUAAGUAGAUAUGUGCUAUAGACAAAAGCAGCUAUUAAACAGACUAUAUUUCAGACCAGAUUCUGGAUGACCACUGGAUCACUGAGAAUCAACUUUAGUACCUCAUUUUAAAGUCAAGGAUGAAUAAAAAUAAAAUAAAAGCUACAUUUCUGCGACAGCAUGUAAAACCCAUCAGGCUGACAUGAUCUGGUUAUGUGGUUUACCUUUAAGCCUCACCUCCAGAGUGGCCCUUCUGGUGAUAAAGAUCUUAUCAGCCAUGAAAUAAAGGUUAAAAGGUGAUAUUCAUGGCUUAAGUAUGAACACAUGUGAUUGUAACUAAAUGUGUGAUGUUCAAAGAAAGUUGGUAUAAAAAAAAAUCGCCAAAAUGUUUUUCUAUGAAGGACAUGCAGUUUUAAGUUUUAUCCCUGUCAGGCUGCUUUCUGUACAUCUGGCACCACAUAGUGGCUCCUGGGCCUUCUCAGCCUGGUGUUUAUCCAACAAGCCUCCACAACCCAACUACUGUCUUGCCCCGGGAUACAUUUAGCCUGAAUUUAGAGUUAAACUGCGAUUGUCCUUUGGUUGCAUCUGUCUGAGGAGCUGUGUGAAGCUGCUGGAGUCAAAAUGCUUUAUCUCUCUGCCCAGUCCAACUGCUGCGUGUGUCCCUCCCUCCUGCAGGCAGACCUGAGGCUCUGGCAGUAGAUAAGAAGAAGGGCUUGCAGCGGCUCUGGUUUAAAAGCAAAGGCUGCAAGGACAUCGACAUUGCAGAAAUAUCAUGGCAUCAAUUUAUCACAACUUGAUCAGGAGAUUUUUCCAAUGAUAUUUUAAAGCAUCUUGUUUUUGGAUGACAGUUUUUUUAAGUGAGCAGGUCCACUUUAUAAUCCAAGAGCUGGGAGGAAAGCAGACAAAUAACAACAAGAGGAAUCAUGGUGAAAAGUCUAAUGUACCAGCAAAGUUUGUGAAAAAGAAAAUCUGGAUUUUAUAAAUGAGCAUUGCAGUGGAAAUAACUUGAGAACUUAAGGCAAAUAUAGGGGUGUUUUUUCAUCCCAAUUUGCAAACCCAUACGUGAAAGAAAUUAUAUUUCAGCAUCACUAAAUUUACAUAAAACUGCAGCUGCUUCUUAUGAAGGCAGAAAAACAAACAUAUAAUCACUUUACAAUGUUGAGUCUUCAAAUGUAUGAAAAGGGAAUUCUGAAUGAGCCCCAACCCUACCAAAUGCAACAUAGAAAAGCCUCUCAGAUGUUAUGAAAUCAGUAUUUAUGGUUGACUAACAAACAGAAAGAGAUGAAGGAGGUGAUUGUGCAGUACUUACAUGACUAUCUCUACUUAUUGCUUAUUUCAAGGAUUAUUUCAAGGCUUACAUAGUGAGAAAAUCUUGAGUCAUUCCUCACAGAUUAUGAGUGCUAUAGUCAAAACUCUGCCCCUGUUACUGGCAGAGUGUCCAGACAAAAGUGCUCAUCCCAAACUGCCAACCUGCCUAUUUCAGAACUUAAAGGUGGACAGAGUGCAUGUUUUUCAGACCUCUGUGCCUUUACUGUUCCUUUAUCAAACAUCAGAAUCCAUGUAAACCCCAUCAGAGCUUUGGUCAAAGCCAGUUUAAUCCCCCACAUAAUUUAGGGCUUUCAAUAAAUAAUAAAACAGUCAUUGAGAUUUUGAAAGAUUAUUGUAUGUUUUGUGUGCAAAUCAAAGUAGCUCUACAACAACUGUGGAAGAAAUAGACCUGGCACAAUCUUUUCCCUGACUUGUUUAAAAAAAAAAAGGUUAAAAAGACUGAAAAGAAAAAUAUAGGCUUCUAAAGUACACUAUCAGUUUCACCACUCAUACCAAGUCUAGUUAGAAAUAUGUUUCAAAAGUCAUCAACAAAAGCUGUUACUGCUGGUGUGGGUCUUAAGCCAAUUGACCUCAUGAAUGAGUAAUUUUAGUAAUUUACUGAGAACCAACAAAUGCUCAAUGAAACUUUCUUUGAUAAAAAAUAUUGGGGAGAGUGGGGUAAGAUGAGCCAUGUUUCAUAUUUCAGAUCACUACAUCAAGUCAAUCAUAGUUUUGUCUCUAACUACUGUAUCUGCAUAUAUUUCAAGAAAAUUAAAAUGAUCUUUUUUGGUCUGAACACAAUUCUAAUAAAACUUAUGACAGACUAAAUUCACUUUCAAGAGUGAAAAAUGAUUUUUUUUGUAAAUAAAUGUCUAACCUCUUCACCCAUGUGCUUCUAACCUUCACAGACUCCAUGAAUUGAUGCACAUCUCCUAAAUAUUUGGUCAUAUGAUCAAUUUCUUUGACCAUCUCAAAGCAACAGGGGGUGGUUCAACUUACCCCACUCUCCCCUACCUGAAAAAGCUUAAAUCAUGUUGCACAUUUAUGAUAAACCUCGUUGUUUAUGCUCACAUAAAGCAGGCUAAUGUGGCGCAUUUUGACCUCAGAAAAAUCACACGCCUCGUGAUAACGAUAUCACGUUGUUUCUUUGUAUCUUGUGGAGUCUUUGCUCAAACAAAGCUCAGAUAUAAUGGGCCCAUCAGUCCCAGUCACGACCUUCCAGCGCGCCUGACUGAGCAGCUGGAGUCGUGUUUAGCUGUCGCUUUAAGACCCAUUUCCCCCCAUUGUCAAACAGUCGUGAGCAGGAAGAGGGAAACGAAAGCAGAGAGCAGCAGCAGGGGGGGCUGGUGGAUUUAAAUACGAUACUGCUGCUCGUGCUGCUGCUGCUGAGCGCGUGAACGGUCCACUCGCCUAAACAAACCUGCACGAGGACACGGAGUAACAGCGUUUUUCUAAGUCUGCUGGUGUCGAAUUAUAAAAAUGUGUCUUCAGAGUGUCUUUUUAAGGAAACCGUAACCCACACUUCACAGGCAUGGAGGUGUCACGGCGGGUUAUUGCCUCAGGAAAUGAUGACAGCGUCCUCCAUCAUCGCUUAGCUGCUUAGAGCGAUAUUUUCUUGUUUUGCGGCCAUUUCCACAAGACGCUGCUGUCUGACAGUUUAACAGGGGAGAAAAAAGCUGAAAUCCGGAGGUAAGAGGCGCCUCGGAGGCUGUGGGAGCAGGUGCAGCGGCUUUGGGCUCCAGUGUCCCCGCAGGCAGCUUGACAGGCAGCCGCUGGUCUGGAUGUGACUCUGAAACCUUUUCUCUAGAUCAGACUGGACCGCAGAUACUCGAGAUGACAUCCACCAUAGAGAGAAAAACACUAGAAACAAACGAGUAAGUAUCUUCUCUACUUUGUGGCGAUGAUACUAUGUAGGAUAUGUUUAUAAAAAUAAAACUUUAAUGGCGCACUUUCGUUGUGACAGCCAAACUAUCUCAUAUGCAUAAUAACAUGAGGUCAGAGGUCAGACAUCAUAUUGUUAUUUGUGUGUAAAAAGAGAGUUAAAUUGGUUCUUGGCCAAUAAAUAAAAAUUGAAAUGAUUUUUUAAAAACUCUUAACAAGUGACAUAUCCCAUCUGUCUUGAUUUUGUUGUGUAUUUCAUGUGUGUUUUAUAGGGAUAAAACUAUUUUCUGUGUUUGGAGUUUUUCCUCUUCUCAAAAGACUGUCAGCAAUUACAAAACUACAUCUGUGCAUCCAAACAUUGUUCAAACCACAUCCGCCUUAUUUAACCUGUAUUAGAUAUUUGAAAACAAAACUAAAUUUUGGGGUAUGGAAUCAUGCACAGACUUGUUCUAGUCUCAUUUUCAUUAAGAUGCACCGUCUUUAAAAAAUGACACAUGAUUUGAGCUCAGAUAUUUCACUGAACAUAUUUUAUGGUAAGUAUGAAGAGCUGAUUUGAGGAAAAUACCAAAUGUACAAGAGUUGUUAUCCAGGCUGUGAAAAGCUGUAAACUUUGAUUGGGAAAGAAAAGUAAAAAACUGAACUAUGAUGGGAUUACUGAAGUUUGUUUGUUUUGUAGUGUGUAUUCAGUGGGUCCCUCAGGUGGCCGGCAUCAAAUGCUUCAAUUUUUCAUAUUUCAAGAAGAUAAUCAGAGGACCUAAAAUAGAGCCAGGUCAAAAAAAAUAAUUAGCUUAAUCCGUAUUCCAUCUAAAAAAAACAAGGUAAUUGAAUUGAUAUUUAAGAGGUUAAACAGUUGAUCUUGAAUCAUUAUUAUGCAGCAUACAUGCCAAAAGCCCUGUCUUAACUUUUCUGUUCUCUGCAACAGCAAAAACUCAAAACUUUUUGGUUUAAAGGCUUGGCUUCAUAAAUCAACAAGGGAGCCACUGUUGGCUUCAAGAAUUGGUACAUUUUCACAAUCCCUUCUCUUUUUACAGAAUACAGAUUACUGUGUGAAUAUAUGAUGUUUCUAAAAAGUUUAUUUUUCCUGCAGGGAGCCGGUGGAUGAAGUCCUGCAGAUGCCUCCAUCUCUGCUGACAUGUGGUGGGUGUCAGCAGAGCAUCGGUGACAGAUUCUUCCUAAAGGCCAUUGAGCAGUACUGGCAUGAGGACUGUCUGAGCUGUGACCUGUGUGGGUGUCGGCUCGGGGAGGUGGGCCGUCGGCUCUACUACAAACUGGGGAGGAAAUUAUGUCGGAGAGACUACCUUAGGUUGGUGUGAUGUUGUAACAUCUGGAUUUUGUUAAAGUUUAUUUUUAUUUAAACUAUAUUUAUCAUAAAUAUUUUAAUUGAUAUAGAAAAUCUCUUUUUAAUGGAGUCCUGGUCGAGAUAACAGAAUGAAAAAGUUUCACUCAUUGUGAAAGACAAAUGUCAAACAGUAGCGUAAACCAAAUACAAUGAUCAAUAGAUUAUCAGAUUUCCUUAGUAAACCUCAGUAUGUGUAUUCACUCUUCAGAUGAUCCUUAAUCCAAGUUUUAAAGUCCUCCUGACUAAUAAAUCCAGUCUGAGGUGAUCUUGUAGGUCAGACCAGUAGUAAGAUCAGAAUAUUGUCAAGAAAGCUGUAGACACAGAUUAUACACACAUACUGACAGUACCACAUUCAUGAUCCUCUUGUGGCAUAUGAAUAAAAGACAUUAUACACUGCAGCCCUGUCUUAUCAAUAAGCCAUGUGUUAUAAUAUUGAAGAUAUUUUUUAAGCUCCUGUGAGAAUCUUUCAGUUUGUGUCAAUUUUUGAUGUCCCCUGUAGACAAAACAGUUUUAGUUCAUCUUGUCAAACUCAUUCUUGAGCAGUAAUAUUUAACAAAAAUCUUUUCUUGCUGAGUUUUGAUAGUCAAAUAUGAGUAAACAAAAACAGUGCUGUAUUUUAAAAUGCUCUGCUGAUACCAACCCUUCCACACCAGGCUCAGUCAUAAAAAAACAGCAACUAAAUGGUCAGUCUUGAAGCUGUUGGUCUUUUUUGCCCUUAGCUGUCAUGAAAAGGCACAAAUAUAGAUUUCCACUUUUUUCAUGAAAAAAAAAAAAAAAAACUUUUUACAAGAGCUUUAAGUUUCACAGUGCUAAUGUAUUUCACUUUAUUUUAGAACUUUAUUCUGCUGUAACUCAGGAACAUUGGCACCAACUAGUGCUUAAUGUACAGUACAGCAUUCCAUUAUAUAUUUUGUUUAUCUCUUCUCCUCAUGCAGACUGUUUGGUCAGGAUGGUCUCUGUGCGUCCUGUGAGAAGAGGAUUCGAGCAUUUGAAAUGACAAUGCGUGUGCGAGACAAGGUUUACCAUCUGGAGUGCUUCAAGUGUGCUGCCUGCCAGAAACACUUCUGCGUGGGUGACCGCUACCUCCUCAUCAACUCCGACAUUGUGUGUGAGCAGGACAUCUUUGAGUGGACCAAACUCAACAGCAACAACAGCAGCAUGGUUUAGAAGAAAAUCUCUCGUUCAGCAUGAAGGAGCGUCCCCCUGCCUUUCUCCCAGUUUUCCACGAUGCUCAGCAGGAUUUGACACACGAGUCAGGUGUUGAUCAUUUGAACUUAAAAAGGAGAGACUACACCUCUGCACUGCUUCCUGCUGAUGUCAAAUAAAGAAUGCACCAGCAAUAACAGAAAGCUUGUCAUUUAAGGCUUUAUAAAUGCAAAAAUAACCCAUUUUUUUCUUAAAUACUGAUAAAACUCAAACAUGCCAUUAUUGUUUGAAAAAAACACACUGGAAUUUUUGAGUUUUUUUUUUUUUUUUUUUAACAAUCUAAAACCCAAUCUUUGGAUCACCUCAGUCUGGUCUGAAAAAGUUCAAUAAGAAUUUCAGUAAUAAUUUAUUGUGUGGAUCAGUUUCUUUUGUUACUCUCUCUGCUUAUGAUAAUUUGUCAGUUGGGGGGAAAUGGGUCUCAAAGUUACAGAAUUUAAUGCUGAUAGUAUGGAAUUGUUUAAUGGACUGCUUAAUUUUUAAUUUAUUUUUAAUUAAAAUUUGCAUGUUCAGCCUCCCUGCUGCACAGACCCAAAGACUUUUGACAGAUGAUUAUAAGAGUAACUACCGACUCAUCACCAGAAAAACUCCACAUAAAUUUAAGGAGGUAUUAAUGAGAACUCAUAGAGCAAUUAAAUAAAUCUGAACUAGAUUCUCAAGUUAAUUCAAAUAUUUGUUUCCACUUGUCAUCACCUGAAUGACUGUACUGUAUUACCAGGUUGAACUGGUGUGCCCUCUAGUGAUUGAGGGAACUCUUGCAAUACUAAUGUACCGACUCUUUGAAGGUCUUUCCAGUAUCUCUUUUGCAAAUGCUACAACUCUUUGGACAGAAUCCUUGGAACAUUUUUGUAUAUUUACUUGUCAGCUCGUUGAAUAAAAUACAAUUUAAAGAAAUGA